UCGUGUUCUUGGUGACGUAUUUAUAACCAUCCUAAGCAACUUGAUUGGUCUUUGUGUUAUCAACAUCAGCUGCUGCACUGCAAUGCUUGUAAAGAUUCAUCUCCAUAAACGUAGCGCAACGCCCAGCGUUUCCAGCAGGGUAAUGGACAACGCAAUGUAUGCCUUGCUCGCCGUGCUCGUUUCCUGCCUCGUCUAUGACAUAUCUUAUUACAUUAUUUGCUUGACAAAUGAUGUUUACAACAUCUACCUUACCGUUGCUGAGAUCGUCUACGAUUCUCAGUUUUGCGUCAACCCCAUUGUGUAUAUUAUCGUGAACCAAUUGCACCGCCGGCGAGUGUCCGAGGCGAUGCGAAGGCGGUGGCAGUGGGCGGCGGGCGGAAGGGCCCAGGCAGGCGACCCGGGCGACGGAGCGCCUCGGGCAGAAACCCCGCGCGAAACCCACCAGACGUCUGUACCCCUGUGAGAUGGCAAACAACGAAGGACAUUGAGUGUAAAUACUUUUAUACAUACGUAUGCAUUUAC
Molecule: messenger RNA, 522 nt
Organism: Penaeus indicus
Lineage: Eukaryota; Metazoa; Arthropoda; Malacostraca; Decapoda; Penaeidae
Exons: 2
Coding region: 83-463 (126 amino acids)
Source: RefSeq, a predicted model, not a curated record